UAAUAUUAUUAGUAGUAGUAGAUAAUUCAUUAUUGUAAAAUAAAAAAUGUACAUACAAAAUUUUUGUAAAUAAGCAUAUAUUUUAUUAACAAAAUUUAUUUUAGUAACCGAUUUUAAAAAUAUAUAAAACAAUGUUUAACUACCUUUUAAAAAAUAACAUUCGUGUUCCUCAAUCCAUUCAAUGGCAAAGAUUGAUAUCCAGCGCUGAAAUUGCAACCGCAUUGAGACCAUUUUAUUUUGCGGUACAUCCGGACUUAUUUGGAAGACAUCCCGAACAGAGAACCGUUAACGAAGAAUCUCUUAAGCAUCUUAGUGCACAUUUAGAAGCAAUACAACAAAGACGUUUGGCGCAAAGCGCACCAAAAACAUUAACAUUUUACAUUCGAGACAAACAAAUAGACCGAGAUUCAUUUAAACUUGUAAAAAUAUCUUUAGAAAGAAAUAGCGACGUUAAAUUUGUUAUAAAAAAGUUACUACAAAGCGUUAAUUUAUCUACUGAGUUUGUUGAUAAAAUUAAAAGUAGUAACAUUUCUAAAUUACAUAACGUAAAUGCAAAUGGUUCGCAUCAAACACAACAAAAACAUCAAGACGUUUAUUACUCUGAUUUUCAAAACUACGAGUAUGAGUUCCGAAAAUCUGCACAACAAGUAGAAAAAACUUUAGUAUCGUGGCUGAGUGACAAUGGGUCUACAGCUAGGGAACGUGAUAAGGAUCUACAAGAACUAAAAGAAGAAGUUAUUAAAUUACAAAAAUCGUUAGCAGAAAGAUUGAAAUUGAAAGAGCUUAGGUAUGAUUGUGGUUGGAAUUAUGAGCAUUAUAGAGGAUGCUUGAAAACUUUAGAGAGAUUGGCAAACAUGUACGAAAAGGAAACACGAAUGUUGCAAGGAAGAGUGGUAGUUUUUGCUCCAUUUACUGGUGUGAGUUUGGAAGGUCAUGUUAUGCUUUUCACUGGUGAUGUUUUAAGCAGUUGGUUAGAUUUUAUUAAAAACAUACCAAAACACGAUAUAUUUCUUGAAAAAAUACCAAAAUAUGAAAGUGCUUUAUCGCAAGUUUUAUUAAAUAUUAAGAUAAGACGAAGGAAAUUUAUGCCAAAGAGACAAGUAGUAGAAUAUGCUGGUUAUUUAAGUAAAAUUACUACAACUUUACUAGAUUACUUAACAACAAAAAAAUUCCCAAAAUCUUGGCCGAAUGAUUUGAGCAAUUUUGAAAUUGUUAUAGAGUCAGAAGCUGGUCCUUUAAUGAUCAGUCCUACAGGGCAAAUAAUAACACCUGCUACAUGCCCUGGUUUCAUGUUGAUUGAUUUUAUAACAACAAAUUUAGAUGAAGCGAGACAAAAAGCUGAAACCUAUAAACGGACAAAACAUAUUGAAAAGGAGCUGCACAAAAACUGCAUAGACAUUCUAAAGUUGAAGUCAUUAACAAAAGACGAUUCUGUAACACCGGAAAAAAUGAUUAAAUGUCUUGAACGAUUACUGAAAUGUGGCUUAGAUACAAAAUUAUCCGAAAAUAUUCAUUUGAAUAUAACCAAUUAUUAUUCAGUUUUACAUGAUGGCACUGUAAAUAUACCUUGGGAUUUUACAGUCAAUUAAAAAUAUAUAAAUUACUUAUUUUUUAAAUUAAAUAAAUCACAUCAAGAUUGGUAAAAAUAAUCUUCUUUGAAAUUCGAAAUAUACAUACAUAUUUAAAUAUUUUUAUUAAUAGAUUUAUAAACAAAAAAUAGUAUUAAAAUAGUGAUAACAAAUUUUGGAUUAUUCAGUAUACAAAACGUUCAACGCUUAGGCAAUUGCUAUAGUAAUAAUGAAAGAUACAAAGUGGGCAACUAUGGAUUUUAGAGCUUUAUAUAAAAACAGAAAUUCUUAACAGUUAUAACUAAAGAGUCAAUUAAACUUGAAAGUAGUCACAAUUUCAUAUGUGUAUAUAUGUAUAAACAAAUAAUGUUUAAGAAAAUUAAAAUGUAAAGCCAUUUUGAGAUGUGUCAUAUAUUUUUUCACAAUUAAAACAUUUAGUCAAAAUUUCGGAUUUAGAAAAAAAACAAUAUUGUGUUCUUAAAUUAAUGCAUUAGAAAUAUUGAA
Messenger RNA from Condylostylus longicornis, 2072 nucleotides. RefSeq names its product T-cell activation inhibitor, mitochondrial. The transcript has 9 exons. Lineage: Eukaryota; Metazoa; Arthropoda; Insecta; Diptera; Dolichopodidae. Gene Ontology annotation, cellular component: mitochondrion. The coding region runs from base 132 to 1589 and encodes 485 amino acids. The record is from RefSeq and is a predicted model, not a curated record.